AUGACAGACUUUUUAUAUAAUUUUCUAAUUGGAGGUAUUUCAGCUGCUCUUUCCAAAACGGUCUCUGCCCCAUUUGAAAGAGUUAAGUUAUUACUAUAAACCUAAGAUGUAAAUUUGAGGAUUUAAAAUGGUUAAACAAAAAGAUUUAAUGGUAUCUUCAACUGUUUUUCAAGAAUAAUAAAAGAGGAAGUAACUUGAGCAAUAAACAUCUUUUAGGGAUUAAGUGCGUUAUGGAGAGGGAACUUCCCAAAUAUUAUUAGAUAUUUUCCAGCAUAGGCUUUGAAUUUUGCUUUUAAGGAUACAUUCAAAGGUUUAUUCAAUCGUUAUAGUAAAUGAAAUUAAUAAGUUUAAGAUCCAAAAAGAGAGCCAUUUUAUUUCUUUUUAGGAAAUAUGGCUUCAGGUGGAGCAGCUGCAGCAACAUCUUUAAUAUUUAUUUAUCCUCUAGAUUUUGCAAGAACAAGAUUGGCUGCAGAUAUCGGUAAGAAAGCUGAUAGAUAAUUCAAUGGUUUGACAGAUUGUUUAAACAAAGUUUAUAAAUCAGAUGGUUUUGGAGGAUUAUAUAGAGGAUUUGGUGUUACAAUUUUUGGAGUGGUUUUUUAUAGAGCCAUUUAUUUUGGAGCAUUCGACACUGUCAAUUCAUUUAGAUUAUUUGAUUAAAACAUAGUUCCUCAAAUAUUUUUUAUGUUUUUCUUAGCAUAAUCGGUGACUAUUACUGCAGGAUUUUUAUCAUAUCCUUUAGAUACGAUUAGAAGAAGAAUGAUGAUGCAAUCAGGUAUUAUUAAAUUAAAUAUAAAAAUAGGAAGAUCUGAUGUAUUAUAUAAAAAUAGUUUUCACUGCUUUAAAAAAAUAAUUUCUUAGGAGGGAGUUAGAGGUUUGUAUAAAGGAUUUUUGAUAGAUUUCUCAACAAAAAUAGGAUCUUCGCUUUUCUUGGUUUUUUAUUCAAAUUUAGAAUCAAAUUCUAAUUGA
Molecule: messenger RNA, 966 nt
Organism: Paramecium sonneborni
Lineage: Eukaryota; Ciliophora; Oligohymenophorea; Peniculida; Parameciidae
Source: the annotation of a GenBank genome assembly